This is a messenger RNA of Ochotona curzoniae (black-lipped pika), 762 nucleotides long. It is a transcript of the gene TSPAN11, whose product is annotated as tetraspanin 11. The transcript is spliced from 7 exons. NCBI's taxonomy places the organism in Eukaryota, Metazoa, Chordata, Mammalia, Lagomorpha, Ochotonidae. Gene Ontology annotation, cellular component: membrane. The coding region runs from base 1 to 762 and encodes 253 amino acids. The record is from RefSeq and is a predicted model, not a curated record.
AUGGCCCGCUACAAAAUGGAGCAGGAUGACUGGCUACUGGUGUACCUGAAGUAUUUGCUUUUCAUCUUUAACUUCCUCUUCUGGAUGGGAGGGGUGGCUGUCAUGGCCGUGGGCGUGUGGACCCUAGUGGAGAAGAGCGGCUACCUCGGCGUCCUGGCGUCCAGCACCUUCGCCGCCUCUGCCUACAUCCUCAUCUUCGCGGGCGCGCUCGUCACGGCCACCGGCUGCCUGGGCUUCGGCGCCAUCAUCCGGGAGCAGAAGAGCUGCCUGUCCACGUAUUUCUGUCUGCUGCUUGUCAUCUUCCUGGUGGAGCUGGUGGCUGGCGUUCUGGCCCACGUGUACUAUCAGAGGCUGAGUGACGAACUGAAGCAGCAUUUGAACCGGACCCUGACCGAGAAUUAUGGGCAGCCCAGAGCCCAGGACAUCACAGCCUCGAUGGACCGCCUGCAGCAGGACUUCAAGUGCUGCGGGAGCAACAGCUCAGAGGACUGGCAGCACAGCGUGUACAUCCGAUCCGGGGCCGCCCAGGGACGCCGUGUGCCCGACAGCUGCUGCAAGACAGUGGUGGCACGCUGUGGCCAGCGCGUCCAUCCCUCCAACAUCUAUAAGGUGGAGGGUGGUUGCAUCACCAAGCUGGAGCAGUUCCUGGCAGACCACCUGCUGCUGAUGGGAGCGGUGGGCAUCGGGGUGGCCUGCCUACAGAUCUGCGGGAUGGUCAUUACCUGCUGCCUGCACCAGAGGCUCCUGCGGCCAUUUUACUGA